CAUGUAUGUGAGGCUGUGUGAGCCAGAAGAGCUGCCUGUGUGUUUACAUGUCAGCCUAUCAGUGCUGCCGGAUUUAGCGCAUCUGGAAAGGAGAGAAGCAUAUCUCAAAUGCCCCUAAGAUAAGGGAUUCUCUCUCUCUUCCCCAUUUGAAUCUACCCUGUCUGGAAUCCUGCAUCUCUGCCUCCAUGCUUUCGGAGGCAUUUUGAAUUUCCUUGGCAACAUGGAGCUGCCUGAAUUAGAAUUCUCUGCAUGACAGUCCUGGUAAACAUUAGGAUGGUGUCUGGGGAGGCAGGAGGGCACAGCUACUUGGUGGCAUGCUGGCAGCCCAUCCUGAUCCUGAUGCUUGGCACCGUCCUUUCUGGCUCCACCACCGGUUGCCCUUCCCGAUGUGACUGUAAUGGUCAGGAGCGUUCAGUUGUGUGCCAUCGAAGGAGACUGACAACUCUUCCAGAGGGCAUCCCCACUGAAACAAGGCUACUGGACCUCAGCAAGAAUCGUCUGAAAAAUCUGGGACCUGAGGAGUUUAUUAAUUACCCUCAGCUGGAAGACCUUCAACUUAAUGAAAACAUAAUAUCAACCAUUGAGCCUGGGGCUUUUAGCAACCUAAUGAACCUUCGCACUCUAGGUUUACGCAACAACCAGCUGAAGCUCAUUCAGCUGGGAGUUUUCACUGGCCUCACCAAUCUCACCCAGCUGGAUAUCAGUGAGAACAAAAUUGUCAUUCUGCUUGACUACAUGUUCCAGGAGCUGUACAACCUGAGGGCUCUGGAAGUUGGUGACAAUGACCUAGUAUUCAUCUCACCCCGAUCAUUUCAUGGCCUCAGCAACCUCGAAAGUCUCAACAUUGAAGGGUGCAAUAUAGCCUCAGUGCCAACUGAUGCCCUUAGCCAUCUCCAUAACCUACUGUCACUUCGACUGCGUUAUCUGAACGUCACCGUCUUGAGGGAUUACUCAUUUAAGAGGCUGUAUCGGCUCAGAGUGUUGGAGAUUUCUCAAAUGCCCACCCUGGAUACCAUGACUCCGAAAUGCUUCUUUGGACUCAACCUCACAUCUCUGUCAAUUACAAACUGUAAUCUUACUGUCAUUCCAUACCAAGCCAUUAGUCACCUAAGAUAUCUUCGUUUUUUGAAUCUGUCUUUCAAUCCUAUCCAAACUGUGGAGGGUAACCAGCUCUUUAAUCUGCAGAAGCUUCAGGCUUUUCACUUGGCUGGCGGAAGAUUAGCUGCCAUUGAGCCCUACUCUUUCCGAGGACUCAACCACCUCCGUGUACUCAAUGUAUCCAGUAAUAACUUGAGCACCCUGGAGGAGUCCGUCUUUCACUCAGUGGGAAACCUGGAGACGUUAGCUUUGUAUGACAACCCACUCGCCUGUGACUGUCGCCUACUCUGGGUCUUCCGUCGACGGUGGAGGCUCAACUUCAACAGACAACAGCCCAUGUGUGCCUCACCUGAGGUGGUACAAGGAAAAGAAUUCAAGGACUUCCCAGAUAUCCUCCCUUCAGACUACUUUAUCUGCCAGAAAUCAAAAAUUAUGGAUUAUAAUGUUCAAGAAAGCCAUGUGGAUGAAGGAACUACGGUUCAUUUCACUUGCCAAGCUGAGGGUGAUCCACUACCAGUCAUAAUGUGGCUAUCACCCAAAAAGGAAUACAUCACUACCAAAACUAUGGGGUCAAGACUUACUGUGACAUAUGAGGGCACAUUGGAGGUGCGUUAUGCCCAAAUCCAGGACAACGGCACGUAUUUGUGCAUUGCAAGCAAUGCAGCAGGCAAUGACACCAAAGCGGCUCACCUUUUUGUACAUAGCUACUCACCCAAUUGGCCCCACCAGCCAAAUAAAACAUUUGCCUUCAUUUCCAACCAGCCCAGCGACGAAGGUGCAAAUGUGACCCGGGCCACAGUUCCAUUUCCAUUUGAUGUAAAGACACUAAUCAUCGCAACCACCAUGGGAUUCAUCUCUUUCCUUGGAGUUGUCCUCUUCUGUCUUGUAAUAUUAUUCCUCUGGAGUAGAGGAAAAGACAAUACAAAGUCAAGUAUAGAGGUUGAAUAUGUGCCACGAAAGGAGGAAACAGAGGAGGCCAGUCCAGCUGAGGAACCCAUACAAUUCAACAUGAAAAUCAUGUGAAACUCGAAAGGAGGGGAUUUAAUCUUACAAACUGCAGUCAGGAUGCAUUCUAUCCACAGUUUAAAUAUGUACUCAAUCUGAGUGAUAGAAACUGCACAGCAGUAAAUGCAUUUUGACACUGGACCAUUGGUGUGUUUUUUCACUUAAGGGACUGAAAUAUCAAACAAAUCUUGACUUUCAAAUAUUACAAUUUCUGUAAAUUUGAAUUGGCAAUAUCAAAACGGUAUGUUAACAUGCACUGAACAACCCAUAACCGUAUGUAACCAAAUAAAGGUCAUGAAUAAAGCACAUGUAUAAGAGAAAUGUUCCUAAUAAAAAUGGUGUCUAAUGGGCGGAAUUAUCCUGCAAGUAGUCUUUCAGCACAAAAUAGGUGGAAGUUUGUGUUGUAUUAA
Molecule: messenger RNA, 2513 nt
Organism: Solea solea (common sole)
Lineage: Eukaryota; Metazoa; Chordata; Actinopteri; Pleuronectiformes; Soleidae
Gene: lingo1b
Product: leucine rich repeat and Ig domain containing 1b
Exons: 2
Coding region: 250-2121 (623 amino acids)
Cellular component (GO): plasma membrane
Molecular function (GO): protein binding
Source: RefSeq, a predicted model, not a curated record